Molecule: messenger RNA, 3297 nt
Organism: Peronospora farinosa
Lineage: Eukaryota; Oomycota; Peronosporomycetes; Peronosporales; Peronosporaceae
Source: the annotation of a GenBank genome assembly
AUGUCGGGCGGACAUUUGUCCAAGGAGUUCUUUGAGCUUGUCAAGUCGAUCGGUGAGAGCAAAUCAAAGCAGGAAGAAGAUCGCAUUAUUCUUCAUGAGGUCGCGCAACUGAAGCGAAAAUUGAGCGACGUGACGGCCUCGUCCAGCACGUCUAGUAACCUCGUAAAUAAACGCAAACGGGAGUUCCUUAUUCGUCUCAUGUACGUGGAAAUGCUGGGCCAUGACGCUUCCUUUGGCUAUAUCAAGGCUGUCGAGAUGACAGCUAGUACAAACCUUAUGCAAAAACGAGUGGGUUAUCUCACGUGUAGUUUGUGUCUGUCUCCGACGCACGAGUUCCGAUUUAUGAUCAUUAAUCAAUUACAAAGAGAUUUACAAAGUUCCAACCACCUGGAAGUUUGUUCUGCUCUAAUGGCAGUUUGUAAGCUAGUGACAGUGGAAAUGAUACCAGCAGUGCAGCCCAUGAUCCUUGAUCUCCUACGUCAUGAUGCUGAGCUUGUCCGGAAGAAAGCAGUGAUGGCUAUUCACCGCUUUCAUCAGCUCAAUCCAGACUCAGUCACUGAGGUCGGAGGUGCUCUGCGUCGUACAUUGUGUGAUCGUGACCCUAGUGUCAUGGGAACGACGCUCUGUAUUCUCCAUGAUCUUGCCGAGGCUACUCCUACGAACUACAAGGACCUCGUGCCCAGUUUCGUUAGUAUCCUCAAGCAGAUUACAGAGCAUCGUUUGCCUCGUGAGUUUGACUACCACCGCAUUCCAGCACCAUGGAUUCAGAUCCGUCUUUUAAAGAUCUUGGCACUGCUAGGCCAGGCUGAUCAACAGACCAGUGAGGGCAUGUACGAGGUGCUGCACGAUGUGAUGCGUCGCGCGGAUACCGGCAUCAAUGUGGGAUACGCUAUCAUCUACGAAUGUGUGCAAACUGUGACAACUAUCUACCCGAACAGUACGCUGCUGGAUGCUGCAGCAGCUAGCAUUUCCCGUUUCAUUUCAAGUGACAACCAUAACUUGAAAUACUUAGGUGUUACGGGACUUGCUGCCAUCGUAAAGGACCACCCACGGUACGCUGCAGCACACCAAAUGGCUGUUAUUGAUUGCCUUGAGGAUCCAGAUGAAACACUGAAGCGAAAGACGCUGGAUUUGCUGUAUCGUAUGACGAACCCGGUGAACGUUGAGUUCAUUUCGGAUAAGCUCACCCAGUUCCUUCGUGAAGCUUCAGAUGUUUUUCUCCGGACGGAACUGGUCUCGCGUAUUACGCAAUGUGCUGAACGCUAUGCACCAAGCAAUGCUUGGUACAUCCAAACCAUGACAAAUGUAUUCGAGUUGGGCGGCGACCUUGUUCGCCCUGAGGUGGCGCACAAUUUGCUGCGUUUAAUUGCUGAGGGAAGCGGUGAAGACGAGGAUCAGGACAUGGAGCUGCGUCGCGAUGCAGUAAACAUUUAUCUUGAACUGCUGGAACGUCCAGUACUGCCCGAUAUUCUGGUCUGCACCAUGGCUUGGGUCCUUGGUGAAUACGGCUAUCUGUCUGAUGCUAUGGAACUGGAGGAGAUUUGCGAGCGCCUUGUGGAGCUUGUCGAUCGCCCAUUCGACCAGGAAGACACUACGCGUGGUUACGUACUUUCGGCUGUCACGAAGAUUACCGCUCAAAUGGGACAUACUCUUGAUGUGGCUGAUGCAAUGAUGAACAAGUACAAGACUAGCCGCAGUACGGACCUUCAGCAGCGCUGCUUUGAGUACCUCGCACUAACUAAAAACUUCUCUUUAAUGAACGAGGUCUUCCCGGAAGACGCAAGCUGCGAAGACAUCGAGGUAGAUCCCAAUCUCUCUUUCCUCAAGAGCUUCGUUGAAAAAGCCGUUGCUCAAGGAGCACCCCCUUAUGAUCCGCCAGAGGACUCGGAUGAUGAAGAUGAGGGGUACGGCCGCCGUCACAACGACAGCGACUCGAACCGCCUAAAUUUUGAGGCCUACAAGAAACCUGAAAUCCCAUACCCAACUAAGCUUCCUCUUGCAGACCAGCAGAACUCCUUCGGGGUUAACAAGUGGGGUGGCAAUAUUGGUCAUGCCGGUAUGCCUGGAUUGGGCAGUUCUGGUGGCCCAGAUUCCAUUGCGGGCAUUGGUGUUGCCAAACGCGGAGUGGCCAAGAACGUAUGGGGUCCAACGGGUCUUAGCACGCCCGACAACACCACACCAGUCGCACCUGCAGUUGGUGCCCCUGGAGUUGGCUAUCCGCCCGACCCGUACAACCAGGGCGGCCAGGGUCCCUAUGGUGGACAAGCUGGACAACCUAGCUAUGGUGCUCAGCCUACCUAUAGCGGCCAGGGAUCAUAUGGAGCUCAGCCUCCCCAGCAAGCGCUGCAGCAAGAGUACGGCAGCUCUAACAACUACAAUAGCGGCGAGGUCUCGAGUGAAGACGAAGCCACAGGCAACGUUGACGAGCGACAGAUUUUGGCUUCCGCCAUCUUUGGUGGUAUCCCCGGUGCUCCCGCCCUGAUGCCCGGAGGCCGACGUGGUGGAACAAACGUCCGCUCAACUCUUACUUCUGGCCGCCGUACUGGCCGACCUUCAACGCGUCGCACAACGAGCCGAAGCGACCAACAGCAGCCUCCUGCAGCCCAAGCGCCUAUGGAGCAAGCUCCGCCUCCGCAACAGCAGCAACCAAAAGUUGAAAUGGACCUGCUCGAUAUUUCAUUUGAUACGCCUGCAGCCCCACAGAACCCUGGUAUGUUUCAGCAGCCACCGCCACAGCAGCAGCAGCCGAUGGUGCACGCAGAUCCCUUUGGAAUGGGCCCAUCGCUGGGGCCAGCAACUUUUCCUGAAGCUAGUCCCCCAGCUCCUUCUAUAGAUCCCUUCGACAUGUCGGGUCUCGGCUCCAGCAUGAAUGUUGCUGCUGAGCUUGGAAAAAGCCCUGCGAAUAGUUUGAAUAUGCUGGGCGGUAGCAGCAGCAGCAGCAACACGGGGGUUUUCCAGUACAAUGGUCGGCAGCUCGAGCCGUGGCAGAUCACUACACAGGACUUUGGUAGUCGUUGGGGCACCUGUCCAUGCGAGAAGAAGACAAAGGUGAACCCGAGCGGUAUUCGCACGCUCGAGGAUUUCAUGGGUCGAAUGCACUUGUUUAAUGUGCACACCGUCGAAGCCAUCCCAACGACCAACGAAGCGAUUGCAGCUUGCCGUCUAAUAAACUCGGAGCAUGUAGGAUUGAUCCACGUGAAGGUCCGCAGUGGCGGCUUCGUGGACCUAACGGUUCGCACGGCUGACAUGAAUUUUACCGACCAGCUCCUUGAUGCAACGGCCCUGCGACUUAAAUAA